Molecule: messenger RNA, 864 nt
Organism: Arabidopsis lyrata subsp. lyrata
Lineage: Eukaryota; Viridiplantae; Streptophyta; Magnoliopsida; Brassicales; Brassicaceae
Product: translationally controlled tumor protein 2
Exons: 4
Coding region: 194-727 (177 amino acids)
Cellular component (GO): cytoplasm
Molecular function (GO): calcium ion binding
Source: RefSeq, a predicted model, not a curated record
UAUUCUUACAGGUAUGUAACAAGAUGGUUCUGGUUCAUGUCGUAAAUUACGAUAUUUGGUAUUAAUGAUUUGCUUUAGCGUUUCGUUUUCUAGGAUUUUAAUUGUGUUUUGUUAUCGUCCAACCUCAAUCAUCGUCACUUAACAUAUUGAUUUGUAUUUAUUUAUCUAAAAACAAAACAUAUAUUGAUUUUGUAUGUAUUGCUUGUGUCAGAAGCUAAAGUUUGUCUUUCUUUUUGAUCAAACAGGCGAUGAGCUUCUCUCUGAUUCCUUUCCUUACAAGGAAAUCGAGAACGGCAUGUUAUGGGAAGUUGAAGGAAAGUGGGUUGUGAAAGGAGCUAUGGAUUUUGAUAUUGGUGCGAAUCCAUCGGCUGAAGAAGGCGGUGAAGAUGAAGGAGUAGAUGAUCAAGCUGUGAAGGUUGUUGACAUCAUAGAUACGUUUAGGCUUCAGGAGCAACCAUCGUUUGACAAGAAACAAUUUGUGAUGUUCAUGAAAAGAUACAUAAAGCAACUAAGCCCUAAGUUGGACUCGGAAAAGCAAGAGCUGUUUAAGAAACACAUUGAGAGUGCCACUAAGUUCUUGAUGUCAAAGCUCAAAGACUUCCAAUUCUUUGUGGGAGAGAGCAUGGAAGGAGAAGAAGGGAGCUUAGUGUUUGCUUACUACAGAGAAGGAGCCGCUGAUCCUACUUUCCUCUACUUAGCCUACGGCUUGAAGGAGAUCAAGUGCUGAAUGUGUUUCCUCUCUUUAUUUUCGAGGUUUUACUUUUUGUUAGUUGACGAUUUCUCGUGUCUUUUGGGUUAAUAAUCUUGAGAGAUAUUACCAUUUUUGAGUGAAGUUUUUGUUACUUUAUGCAAUUUCUUUAAACU